CCUUUUUGUCAUUUACGUUGUUUGACGUUUGUCGUUUGUAAAAACGUAAAAUUAAGAAUUAAGAUAUAUAAUAAAGACUCAAGGUUAAUUUAAGGACCUGUAUGUGGUUUUCUCACGUGCUGAAAAAUAAUAUCAGAUAAUUUAAAUGAAAAUAUUAAAAUCACGCGACCUACCUAUCACUUUCAUCUCUAGGUGUUCGGAGGGCCCUCAACCCUAAUAGCACAGAGUUCCCGGGCCGUAAAUGGGAAGUAUCCAUAAUGUGUCCUUUAAGAGUCCUAUGUCAGGACUUCCUAUAGAGGCACGCUGGAUGUCUACUGGCUAUUUGCAAGGGCUUAUUUUCAUUCGUACCACAGCCACCAAACUAAGUUCUUUAGAAGGCCUCUGGACAUCCGAAAAGUACCUAUUAUUCAUAUAACGUUAUCAAUUAUCACUAUUAUCAUUGACAUUUGAUGCAUAAACGGGCUGCAUCGCUGCAAUGAAUAAUCUCUUUAAUCGUACUAUCUACCACGAACUACUACAAACUAGUAGUUCGUGCUAUCUACUAAUAUUUCUACUAUCUAAUAUUCUAGUACACAAUAACCAUCGUCUAUCGUCUAUCUAUGUAUAAUUGGCGAUUGAAAUUGAUAAGAUGUAACAGAUCCACCCCCCGCCAGACUGAUAAAUGAUAAGCUUUCAUUCGCCAAUAGUCAACCAUCGUCCAUCACAAUUCACAAUAUCGUGAAUGUCGAAUUAAUGUAUGUGCAAAACUGAAAAUACACGGUACCUAUUCAUUCAUUGGCCAUCUCUAUUACAUUAGGUUAGCAAGCACGUUUAUUUUGUUUCAAUUUGCAACAUGGACAACGGCAUUGUUUCUAAUUAUUCAAAAUAUCUUAUAACGGAGUUUGAAGAUGGCCUUCAAAUUAUUCCAAAAAAUUGGCUCAUAAAUGAAAAACAAGCCAAGUACCCGCCAGUCAUGAAUAUUUUAAAGUAUGAUAAAAUGUGCCGAACAAUGUAUGAACCUUCAAAUUCAUGGACCAUUGUUGAUAUUAUCAGAGUAUUAGCUUCAUAUGAUGAAUUUUUGAAAGCUAAACGUAAAUUGAGGGAGGCAGAGUACAAAACAGAUUUAGAAAGUGAUGAUGCAGAUAAAGCAAAAAAAUUCCGAAAAAUAAACGCUGCUAAAAUAAACUCGGAUUCUGAUGAUUCAAUUUUUGAAACUCAAAAAAUAACAACAAGUCUAAAAACUCCAUGUGCACCUCCUCAAUUAAAACUCUCAAAACAUAUCAGCAAUAACAGUGGGCUUAGAUCAAAACAGUUAAAAUGCGGAGAAAAUAAUUUUAGCUACAAAGGUAAUUUAGACAUACUUCAGAAAAGCCCUGAUUUAGUUGAAGAAUCCUAUGAUAUUACAGAUACCUUUCUUGAAAAUAUAAAUGGUGAAGUGUUUCUAAGCUCUGCUCAGUCAGAAAGCAAUCGAAUAGAUGAGAAUACACCUGUUGUUUUUUUGUCUCCUGAACAAUCACAACAAAAUAUGGAGCAAAGUUUUGAGAAUAUAGUCAGAAAUGAAAAUGGUGACAUGAACAACUUAUCAAAUCUUGUUACGGUUCAACAAAAAGAUUUAAAGGUUUUGGUGGAAAAUAGCUGCCACAUGAAAAUUAAGAUCAAUCAAAUGCUUAUUGUAAUGAAACAAAUGCACGACAAACUUAAUCGAUGUCUUGCUCCUAUUAUAUCCUCAUCAGGUGAUACAAAUAUUAAUAUUAGAUCAUACUUUCCGUUGAAAGAUGAAACACAACUCGAUUAUGUAGAUACAAUGAUACUAGAAAAUGCAGCAUUUAAAAACCAGUUGAUGAAUGAACUGUCUAUAAUUGGAGGUGACGAUAUUCGUUCAAAAACAUACAAUGCCAUGAAAUACAUAUUUUCUAACAAAUUGGCCACAGUAAUAACAUAUGCAGGAAUGAGCAAAGAGAAAAAGGCAUUAAAAAACUAUCAAAUGCAUGAUAUAAUUCUAGAUGCAGUAAGAAGCAGUUGUCCCCAAGGAACGACAAACAGAGACAUAAUCAGACAUAUAAUGUCGUGGUUUAAGCAUGCCAUUGACAGGUAUAGAAACGAGUAUAAACGACAGGUCUGAAAAUGACCUUAUUAGUAAAUCUAAAACUAUUCUAAAUAAACUUAUAUUCUUAAAUAAUUAGCUAAUCUAAAACAUUAUUGAAAAGACUAAUUAUUAUAAAAUAAUGUAUAACUUAAAUAAUUGUAUAUAUAUACGUGUAUUAUAGUGACUUAUAGUAUUAUACAUACUAGUAUUGUGAUCAAUAAGUAUAUAAGUAUAUGCUCUGUGUAUAUACCGUACACAUGUAAAUAUUCAAAUGUAGUACCAAAUAUAUUUAUUAAUAU
Molecule: messenger RNA, 2364 nt
Organism: Acyrthosiphon pisum (pea aphid)
Lineage: Eukaryota; Metazoa; Arthropoda; Insecta; Hemiptera; Aphididae
Exons: 10
Coding region: 833-2101 (422 amino acids)
Source: RefSeq, a predicted model, not a curated record